Lolium perenne is the source of this 891-nucleotide messenger RNA. NCBI's taxonomy places the organism in Eukaryota, Viridiplantae, Streptophyta, Magnoliopsida, Poales, Poaceae. The record is from RefSeq and is a predicted model, not a curated record.
AUGGGAGACGAUGGGGACAGGCGGUGCCCUAGCGUCUGGCUGACCGGCUGGCCCCUCCAGAUUGUUGACUCUCACUGGUCACUGGAACUACUACAAAAACUGCCACGCCGAGCCAUCCCAAAUCAAUCUUUUUUUUUUGGCUGCCCUAUUCUUUUCUCCGAGGAAAGGCCCGAGCCUUCGAGACCAGACAGCAGCCUCCUGCGCGCCGCCGCCCGCUACGCUGCAUCUCCGGCCGCGCCCCACCGGAGAUCGGUGAUCUCCGCCUCCGGCCGUCGUUCUCUCCGUCCUACCUCUCCCAUCUCCAGCCGACGAACCUGUCUCCCGUCUCCUGCCGACGAACUCCGCCCAGGAAGUAUCCCGUCGACAAACUCGUCCCCGCGGACGGAACUCCUGCCGGACGACGAACUCGUCCGCAUCGAGGACCCGUUCCCUUUCCUCCCGAUGGAUGGAGAUGAUAAUGCGCGUGAUGAAGAAAUUGAAAGGAUAAGGCAUCUUCUUGGAGUGGCGCAUGACUUGGCUGUGUUAGGCUACUAUGGUAAUCUCUAUUGUGAAAAAUAUUUGAAUAAGUCAGCUAGGAGGAUUUCGCAACAAAUUGGACUUGAAUGGGUGCAUGAGCAACUUGAUGAUAGAAAAAGAUGCUACAAAAUGUUUAGAAUGUAUCCAGAUGUGUUUGAACUCGACAACUUGAACGACGGCAGGUGAUAGUGCUCCGGGUGGACAACGCAGCAGAAGCAUGAACUCGACACGUGAUGACAUAGCCAACGCAUUGUUCAAUGCUAGAGAAACCUAGAACUAUUUGUGCUACAUAGAAAAAUACUAUUGAUACGUACUUUGCAUAAAUAUAUAUUUGUAAUGCAUAUGUAUUUGAUGGAUCCAUAUGUUAUUUAUUGC